Messenger RNA from Thalassophryne amazonica, 3567 nucleotides. Its product is annotated as immunoglobulin superfamily member 11-like. NCBI's taxonomy places the organism in Eukaryota, Metazoa, Chordata, Actinopteri, Batrachoidiformes, Batrachoididae. Gene Ontology annotation, molecular function: ionotropic glutamate receptor binding. The record is from RefSeq and is a predicted model, not a curated record. Gene Ontology annotation, cellular component: cell-cell junction. Gene Ontology annotation, biological process: homophilic cell-cell adhesion.
UGGGGUUCGUUCAGCUGCAGCACAGCAGGUCAGAAACCAUGGAGCGCAAUAAGAGGCGCUGGAGAGACCCGACAGACGGCAAAAGUGUCACUUUAUGAUAUGUUUCUAAUUACUUUGAGCUACACUGAGCGCGUUUUAAUUUAGCACCCGCUGGACUUUAAGUUUUGUCACAGAGCGACGAAGUGAUUUUUAAAUCAGAAUCAGUGAGCAGCAGCAGGUAUAACAGGAGGAUAAAGGGACGCAAUGCGGGCAGUCUUGUUUUACGCACGUUUUAGCUUUUAACAAAAACAAGCGUAAUAGUGGCUGCGCAAACACUGUCUCAUGCCAUCACACGGAGUGCGCAGUUUUCUUCAAGAGUUCUGUGAUCGAAGCUGAGAAUUUUGCAAAGGAGACCGAACACUGGGCUAAAACCGAAGAAGAGACACGGAAAACUCAAGAACCAUGCUGAAGUUCCACAACUCGGACCUGUGGAUUGCCUGGAUGGUUAUUUUCUGCAUGGAGGGAUCAAGAUUUGAUCUACACACAGGAAAAGUGUGUGUGUGGGCUCUGGAUGUUACCGUGUCCCAGAGCAGCAUCCAGGUGGCCCGUGGCCAAGCAGCCAUCUUGCCCUGCUCCUUCACCACCAGCGCUGCCCUUAACAACCUGAACAUCAUCUGGAUGGUGAUACCGCUGUCCAAUGCCAACCAGCCCAGAAAGGUGAUUAUUUACCAGGGCGGCCAGGUGUUCAGCCUCGCCAACCACCUUAAUGGCCGUGUGGGAUUCGUGGCCACCAUGCCAAGUACAAGUGCCUCCAUCUUCAUCAACAAUACUCAGCUGUCAGACACCGGGACCUACCAGUGCCUGGUCAACAACCUCCCAGACAGAGGAGGGCGCAACAUUGGCGUCAUUGGACUCACUGUUUUGGUGCCUCCCUCUGUGCCAGCGUGUAGAAUCCAGGGCUCACUGGAUGUUGGCAGUGAUGUCACGCUAAUUUGCAGCUCAGAAGAAGGUAUUCCUACACCAUCCUACUCCUGGGAGAAACUGGACGCUUUGCCCAAGCUGCCGCACAAUGCCAUGCAAGACCAGAUACAGGGCACAGUAACACUGAGAAACAUCAGCACCAGCACCUCAGGACUCUACCAGUGUACCUCCAGCAACAUCAUUGGCAAGAGCACGUGUCUGCUCAACCUGCAGGUCAUAGCACCUCAGCCCCAGAGCAUGGCAUUAAUUGCAGGGACUAUCGCUACAGGAGUCCUGGCUGUCAUCAUCUGUUCCCUAAUAGUGAUUAUGACUCUCUUCUACUGGAAGAACAAGAACAAAUAUGAUGAAGAAGAAAUCCCCAAUGAGAUCAGAGAGGAUGAUCUUCCUCCAAAGAGGUCAUCAUCAGUCAAGGCGUUCCACACCGAUGCCUCGUCCUCAGAGAAUGACACGCUGACUUCAACCAACACCUACAACAGUCGCUACUGGCACAAUCCCAAACCCAGCUACGACACCAACUCCUACACACGUUACAACGGAGACACGCGGCAGACGUUCUCUGCCGCUCCCCACGGCCCACACGGACACGGACAAAACCAGAGCGCAGGACACGCCCACAGUCCAGCAGUCACGACGCCAGGUUCAGCCCCGCUGCCCCGCCACAUGCAACCAACACCGGUGGCAACAACAGCAUUUGCCAAUGGCAGCCAUACAUUGCCACCACCCAAGACUCUGGUUGUCACCACAAACUCUGCCCCGUCCCCUCCCACCAUGGUGCGCAGUAACGGCUCCGUGAGCCUUAAGCCAGCUGUGACGUCGACACAUGGGCAGCACACGCACUCGUAUGCGGUGAGCCAGGCCACGCUGGAGCGGAUGGGGGCAGUGCCUGUCAUGGUACCUGCCCAGAGCAGAGCAGGCUCACUAGUCUGAAAUCUGAUUUGAGAAACUGUAAAGAAGACUAAAUCAGUGUGUGCUUUAAAUAGUUUGUGAGGCAGUGUGGGCUGAAGCAGACCGCUGCCCUUUAUAACUGUUUUUCUAUAAAUUGUGACAUUUUUAUCUGAAAACAAACUCUCAUUUUUCAGUGUCAUGUUCAUUUAAUGCCAAUUUGAUGGACAGGAUCCUCUUUCAUUGGAGGCAAGAGCCAUGUGGUAGCUGUACAGCCCCGUACUGGAUCCCAGAGGGUGUGGUCUAUACUGACUGAUGAAUUAUAACUUUUUAGUUUUUAAAGAUUUCUUUUGUUCUUUCUUUGUUUUUUGUUUUUGUUUUGUUUUUGUGUUUUUUUGUUUGUUUGUUUUUUUGCAGCUUCAAAAAUCCCAACUCUGUUUCCAGGCCGGUGGAUUGUGAUGAUUGCGUGCUUUUUGUGUGGUUUAUUGCUUUUGAAACUCAACACAACUCGUUAUUUUCAUAGUGUGUCCAAACCACAGGUUGCGACCAGAGAGCGAAUUAUAUGAUGACAUGUGAGCAAACGUUAGCUUUAUCUAGCCAGUGUUAGUUAAUCUACAAUUUACAGCAAAAGUUAGAAACUAAUUGUUAGACACUUGAUACAGUAUAAUUUAGAAAUUUGAAGGUAUGAAAUUAAAGUGUAUUAAACAAGCUGGAUAGCUACUGACAUUAACCUACUGCAGUAUCCUUUGGCUUCCACCAGAAUAUUUGACCAUAGGCUUAAAUGAGACAUUGCAAUGAUGAGUAAGACAGGCAGACUUAAAUAACAUUAAGAAAUGGUAUGUCCACUUUCAUGGUGUCGGAAAUCAUGUUCCAAAAUUCUUUCACACAUGUUUUUGGGAAAUAUAUUGUCAUGUUUACAAUAUCAGGAAAGAAGGACAGAGUCUUAAUUAGCUGAUUGGGAGUAUCAGUCUGCUAGUACACCCCCCCAUAAUUCAAAACAUGAUUGGGACCCUGCAGGAUUCAAAUAAAUGUAUAUGUUAGUUGCUUGAGGAUAAGGUAUAAUGUCUGCGUGGGUAAUUUCCUCUCACAGCUCAUAUUUUGAUUUUUAUUCAGUUGAUUAUGCUUUGAAAAGGAGAAUAUUUAAAUGUUUGAAAUUACUUAAGAAUUAAGGUACUAGUUGUUGACCAAUGAGGUUUUUUUAUUCAGAACUACUACUGGUUAUUAAUAUUUAAGGAGGACAGCAUUUGAUAUUUAAAGUCAGAACACAUUUCCAGAAAUGUGUGUGUGUGUGUGUGUGUGUGUGUGUGUUCUGUUCACCCUUGCUAAAAUAUAGAUGUUGGUACUACAUGCUCCAGAACAGUAGGUGGCACUGUGCACCUAUUUGAGUGUCACCCAAAAAAAGAUGCUUUGACACAUAAUUCUGCAAAGGUGAACAAAAGUUUAUAUGCACAUUUUUCAAAUGAUGUGAUGAAAUUUAAUUCUACAAAGAUGUGUGUACAUAUUUGUUUUAAAAAUGUCACUCUUAAAUAUCAAAAAUCCCAUCAACAUAAACAGGUUCACCAAUAAUGCAGCACCGUAUUCAACUCUUUUUCACUUAAUCUAAUGCUGCAGCCUGUUUUGCGGAAAUUCUGCCUGCCCUAAGUAAUACUAUUAUCACAGAAACAGAAUGAAAAUACAAUGAUCACACUCACUACCUCAGCUAAAACGUGACUUUAUUGCCUUCUG